This is a messenger RNA of Trametes versicolor FP-101664 SS1, 3509 nucleotides long. RefSeq lists its product as uncharacterized. The record is from RefSeq and is a predicted model, not a curated record. Bases 136 to 3321 code for a protein of 1061 amino acids. The transcript has 15 exons. Gene Ontology annotation, biological process: proteolysis. Gene Ontology annotation, molecular function: metal ion binding. Lineage: Eukaryota; Fungi; Basidiomycota; Agaricomycetes; Polyporales; Polyporaceae.
CCCUAUCUCUCCCGUCUCUUCGCCGCCACCAGCCAGACAUCCAGGCUCCUCCGCUCCUGCCCUCGUACCACCGCACGCGCUCCGCUCUCGUCUGGAUUCCGCCCAUUGGCUGCCUCUCGCACUUUCCGCUCUAGCAUGUCUACUUUUGCCAAUGGCGCCCCUCUGAACGCAAAACCACUCGAGGCCCACGGCAACUUCGAUCUCAUCAAGAAGUUCAAGCUAGACUUUGCGGACAUUCAUGUGUCCAAAUGGAAGAGCCGAACCUCUGGUCUCUCUGUGGUGCACCUGGACUACGAUGCCCCCCUCGUGAACGGAUAUUUCGUCGUCGGUACCGAGAUCUUCGAUGACAGUGGAUGCCCUCACACACUAGAACAUCUUGUCUUCAUGGGCUCAGAGAAGUACCCUUACAAGGGAAUCAUAGACCACUUGGCAAAUCGCGGAUUCUCAAAUGGAACAAAUGCUUGGACAGACACAGACCACACUGCAUACACCGUUUCUACUGCCGGAGAACAGGGCUUCCUACAGCUGCUUCCGAUCUACGUCGACCACAUCCUGUACCCCACGCUUACUAAGGCCGGUUACAUUACAGAGGUUCACCACAUAGAUGGCCAGGGCGAAGAUUCUGGUGUCGUUUACAGCGAGAUGCAAGGCCGCGAGAACACGUCCGGGGACCUCAUGGCGCUGCGGAUGCAGCGACUCCUGAAUCCUCCAGGUAGCGCCUACCGUAGCGAGACCGGAGGUCUCAUGGAGGCUCUUCGCGUACUGUCAGUGGAGCAAAUCCGGAAAUACCACCACACAUACUAUGUCCCGCACAAUCUCACCCUCAUCGUCUCCGGCAAGCUCGCAUCCGGCACCGCGUCCCUGCUCGACGUCGUCCAAAACCAGGUCGAGCCCAGCAUUGUGGCGCACGGGCAGAACCAGGGCGCGAAGCCACCAGGCUGGAAACGUCCAUUCGUCGAGACCGUGAGUGCAGCGCGGAAGCCUAUCGCGGCGACGGUCAAGGAGACAGUCGAGUUCCCGGAGAAGGACGAGAGCGUCGGCGAGCUCCAAAUCGGCUUCCUCGGCCCGCCACCCACCGCGUUCCUCGAGCGCAAGGCCCUCGACAUCCUCGGAACGUACUUGACCUCAUCUGCGGUCGCGCCACUGAACAAGGAGUUCGUCGAGAUCGAGAACCCGCUGUGCACGUACAUCUACUUCGGCGAGGACACGCGCGCGACGUACGUCGACCUGCCCGUGUACGUAGGCUCGAUCCCGACAGAGCACCUCGACACAUUCGACGAGAAGCUGAAGGCGAGCCUGCGCCGGAUCGCCGAGCAGGGGCUCGACAUGGGUAGAAUGGCGAUGGUCAUCAACCGCGACGAGCGGCAGCUGCGCAGCAAGGUCGAGUCCUCGCAGGGCGACACCUUCUCGGGCAACGUGAUCACGGACUCGCUCUACGGCGCGGAGAACGGCGCGGACCUCGCGCCGUCGAUGGACGAGAUCAACCAGUACGCGGAGCUCAAGCGGUGGACGAACGACCAGUGGAUCGGCGUCCUGCGCAAGUACUACGUCGACCCCCCGAGCGUCGUCGUGCGCGGGCGGCCGUCGGGCGAGAUGGCGGACAGGCUCGAGCAGGCGGAGAAGGCGCGCGUCGCGGCGCAGAAGGCGGUGCUCGGGCCCGCGGGGCUGGCGGAGUGCGAGCGCGUGCUCGAGGAAGCGAAGAAGGAGCACGAGGCGGAGAUCCCGACGGAGAUUCUGAAGGCGUUCCCCGUGCCCUCUGUGAAGAGCAUCUCGUGGAUACCCGUGCAGAGCUUCCAGGAGCCCGUCAAGGGCAAGGGGCGUGCGCCGGUGGUGGCGCAGGGCAAUACGGAGCUUGCAAAGCACAUCGAGCAGGACGGCGCGCCGUUGCCGUUCUUCGUCCAGUACGACCACGUCAAGUCCGACUUCGUCACUGUACACGCGUACUUCUCUCUUGCGAAGCUCCCCGACCGCCUGCGUCCGUACAUGUCAACCUACCUCUCCGCGUUCUUCUCGCUUCCCGUGAAGCGGAGUACGGGCGAGAAGCUGAACCACGAGGAGGUCGUGCACCGGCUCGACAGCGACACUGUCUCGUACGAGGUCGCGCUCGGCGUGAACAGCGUGUUCACCGAGACGGCGCGCGUGAGCAUCAAGGUCGAGACGGCGCAGUACGAGCACGCGAUCGCGUGGUUGAAGGACCUCGUCUACGGCAGCGAGUUCGACAAGGACCGUCUGCAGGUGACCAUCGCAAAGAUCCAGCAGUCGCUCCCGGAGAUGAAGCGUGACGGAGACACUGUUCUUAGCUCGGUCUCUGCUGAACUGCUCUACGACGCGAGCUCGACCUCGCGCGUGGGCAGCGUCAUUCCCCAGAUCGACUUCAUCCCGAAGCUCUCUCAGGAGCUGCAGGAGACCCCCGCGGCAGUGCUCAAGGACUUCGAAGAGAUCCGGCGGUACUUGACGGACCCGAGUGGCGUGCGGGUGUCGGUGAACGGAGACAUUCUCGCCCUCAAGGAGCCUCGGAGCGCGUGGGCACGACACUUCGGCCAGACGUUGCCGCCGAGCGAGCUUGCGCCGCUCCGUAUGGCCGUCGACACCCUCAGCUCCGUCGGCAAGAACCCCGUCAAGAAGGCGGUUGUUGUCAGCCUGCCCACGAUUGAGAGCUCGUUCGCCACGCACACCGCGAAGGGCGUCCAGGGCUGGGCGCAUCCCGAGUACCCCGCCAUGCGCGUCGCGGUCGAAGUCCUGAACGCGACCGAGAGCUAUCUCUGGAGAUACAUCCGUGGCUCUGGCCUGGCAUAUGGCGCGCACUGCGGGCUUGACCUUGAAGCCGGUCUACUGAGCUUCUCGCUGUACCGCAGUUCGAACAGCAUGGAGGCGUUUAAGCAGGCGGCGAAUGUCAUCAAGGGUCUCACCGAUGGAUCGAUUGCCCUCGAUGAGACAGUUCUCGACGCCGCGAAGAGCAGCAUCGUGUUCGGCGUCGCCAAGAGCGUGUCCACACCAGGGCGCGCGGCGCUCAUGUCCUUCAUCAACCAAGGCCUCAAGGGCGUCUCGCAGAACUUCAACGUCGAGCUGCUCGAGAAGUUCCAGGAGAUCACGAAGGACGACGUGCUCGCGGUCCUCAAGCAGUACUUCCUCCCGCUCUUCGACUCUGCGUCAUCUGUCGCGGUCAUCGUCACCGCACCGUCCAAGGCGGAGCAGGUCGCGCAGGACCUCGGCAAGGUCGGCUUCGACGUCGAGCAGAAGUCGCUGCAAGUCGAGGCGGACGAGGACAGCGAGGAUUCGGACAGCGAGGGGAGUGAGAGCGACAGCGCGAGCGACCGAUAGUCUAUACGUAUACCGCCUAGUGCCUCUAGUAAUAUGUAGCAUUAUGUCAGUCCUGCGCAGUGGGGACAGGGGAAUUGUAGCAUCCAGCUCAUGACUAGCUAUUGCUUGGUGGAGGCGCAUUGGUCUCCUCCGUUGGCGCAGCGGAAACGGUCGCGGCGACGGCGUCCGUCGAUGUAGAUUGCUCUCCA